Molecule: messenger RNA, 1012 nt
Organism: Triticum aestivum (bread wheat)
Lineage: Eukaryota; Viridiplantae; Streptophyta; Magnoliopsida; Poales; Poaceae
Product: ethylene-responsive transcription factor 7
Exons: 1
Coding region: 248-829 (193 amino acids)
Biological process (GO): regulation of DNA-templated transcription
Molecular function (GO): DNA binding; DNA-binding transcription factor activity
Source: RefSeq, a predicted model, not a curated record
CCCGCCCCUUCACACCAUCACAGCCCACCCCACCGCGCCGCCUUCUCCUAGCUCCGACACAGCGGCAGCCCCCUCUGCGCAGAGUCAACAAGUCAAGCCUUUCUCAAGCCCAGAGCAGGGUAGACGCCCGGCCUGACCAGCUCGGGGCAGCACCCUCGGCCUCCGGUGAUAGCCACUAGCCAGCCGCGUCUCGGCGAGGAAACAGCGGGAGCUGGCUCAAGCGAUUGCCGGCCGGCGUUCUACUACUAUGAGGAACGGCAGCACCGUGUGCGACGCGGCGGCGGCUGUGGGACUGGGCGUGGCGCCGCGGUACAGGGGCGUGCGGAAGCGGCCGUGGGGCCGGUUCGCGGCGGAGAUCCGGGACCCGGCCAAGCGGGCGCGGGUCUGGCUCGGCACCUACGACUCCGCCGAGGCCGCCGCCCGCGCCUACGACGUCGCCGCGCGCACCCUCCGCGGCCCGCUCGCCACCACCAACUUCCCCCACGACCUCGUCUCCUUCCCCACGCUCCCCGCGCUGCCGCGUCCGUCUCCACCGGCUUCCCCCGGCCCCGCCUGCAGCGCCAGCUCCACCGUCGAGUCCUACAGCGGGCCCAGGGCGGCGAACGCGCCUCGGGCCGUGCCGCGCGCGCCAGCGCCGACGCCCUUGCUGGCGAAGCUCCCAGGCGGCGACGCAGGAUGCCAGAGCAACUGCGCCUCCUCGGCCUCCGUCGUGGACGACGCCGGCGACGAGGCUGCCUCGGCCGUCGUCCGGCCGCGCGCGCCCUUCGUGUUCGACCUCAACCUCCCGCCGCCGUCGGACGAGCUGUGCACGGAGCUGCGGCUCUUCUAGGACGGAUCCACCGGACCCGGAUCGCCGGACGAGCUGUGCGCCAAAGCUAGCGAUUUUAAUUUUUUCUUCUAUUCUUUUUCCUCCUGAUUAGAUUAGACAGAUGAUGUGUGCAAGAGAAGACCGAUUGUACCACCAGCACUACUACUAUUCUUUACGCGAUAAGAAUUGCGGUUGAUUGAUUGA